GGAAAAGAAAAUAAAGGACAACCAUGGUUAAAGGGUCGGUCAGAUAUUAUCCUAAUAGCCAUGGUUAAGUAGCACCAGUAGAGGAGACUAGUAUUUCUGUUGUGUUUUUAAAGUUCUUCUCCCCAGCAGCUAGCCGUCAUGGAUCCUCAGCUACUCACUCCCAAACUCCUUUUCCAUUGAACAACAACUAGAAGUUGCAGAACAACAACGACCCACAGUUCUUGUUUGGGAUUUUCAUUGUUGUAUAUAAAUAAUCAGAGUGAGUGAGUGAUCUCAAGAUAUUUGUGUUUUUGACUGACUGACUGAUUGAGGAGGUUGUUGUGGUUGUUUUACCGUGUGUGCUUUUCAGUUUCUAAUUUCAAGGAUAAGAGCUGCAAAAGUGGGUUGGUUGAAGAAGGUGGUUACUUCAAUGGAUGGAGUGUGCAAAAGUCUGUACAGAAGAAGAAUGAAGCUGGUGUAGAGACUGAUUUUGAUAAUGUAAAUUAACCAAAAAAUGCCAAAUUCAUCUUCUCAUCUUCAUCAUCACCGUUUCAGCAACAAACUUGAUUCAUCAUCUACAGCAACAACACAACCCACUCGGAUGACUUAUUCUUCUGCUGCUGCUACUGAUCUUGAUUUCCCACCUGAGAAUGAAUUCGUGGAGUUAGUGUGUGAAAACGGUCAAAUUAUGAUGCACGGCCAAUCAGGUAGUAGGAACAGGAAGAAUUUAUCUGUUGGUGGUUUUUCAUCUCCUUCAUCUAAGAAAGAUGCAGCAGGAGGAGGAGGAGAUGUUGUCAAUUCAAAGAUUGGUAGUAAGUUUGGUAAUAUGGAUGCUGCCGCCGCCAAUGAUUUCUCGGCCGCGACUGGAGGGCCUUCUUCGGCACAUCAUCACAUUGGGGGAUUGAAUCAAGAUGAUGAUAUUGGUCCAUGGUUGAGUUAUCCUCUUGAAGAUUCUAUGCAACAUGAUUAUGGUUCAGAUUUCUUCUCUGAAUUGACUGGGGUCAAUCUCAAUUCCUUGUCUUCCUCUCAUCAGACUCACACGGCUCAGUCUCAGAAUUUUGGUGUGGUUCCAUUUGAAAUUAAGAAUACUAGUGCUAGAUAUUCUCAGAUGAUUACGGAUUCCAAUUUGUCCACUGACACCACCACAGCAACUAGGCCUAGGAGCAGUAGUAUCAAUCAGUUAGAAUGCCAUAAUUCGAAUUCAUCUCCUCGACCAAGAGCUUCAGAUUUCAGCAGUGGUGAUGUUAACCAGGCAUCUUAUAGAUAUUCAAAGCAGACACCAGAAGCAGCAGGUAAAGUGCUUAUCCCGAAGAUGCAGAAGCAAGAUCAAGUUCCCAUCACUAGUACUCCUCUGGGUUUGAUGAAUUUUUCCUACUUUUCGCGCCCUGCUGCACUUGUUAAAGCCAAUCUUCAGGGCAUCAGCGUUGCACCCAGUGCAGGUUUAUCCAGCGCAGAUAGGACAGGAAGUAAGGUUAAGAUGUCUGGUUUUAGUAGCAACCCUGUCGAGUCCCCUCUCAUUGACUUGACGACUAGUUCCAAAGGUGUUGGAGGAUUCCAAAAUCCACCAGUUCAGAUUGUAAGCAAGGUGGAUAUUGAUCCAUCAACCAGUAACCCUGCUAAGGAAUUGUCCUCUGCUGAGCAGUCUGGGGCAAUCUCUCGAGAAGAUGCCUCUAGGAGUACUGAGUUGACAGAUAAAAUUCUUCGUCAAACGUCGAGUUUUGCGGCAAGUACAAACACAGAAAGGCCAGACACUGAUAAGAGUGUGGAACCACCGGUUGCAUCUUCUUCGAUGUGCUCGGGAAACAGUGCUGGAGGAACUUCUAAUGAUUACAAACACUCCUCCAAGAGGAAAUCUCGCGAAGUAGAUGAGUCUGAAUACCAAAGUGAAGAUGUAGAAGAAGAGUCUGCAGGGGCAAGAAAACAAUCUAAUGCUAGAGGAGGCUCAGGUGCUAAGAGGACUAGAGCUGCGGAAGUGCAUAAUUUGUCUGAAAGAAGACGGAGGGAUAGAAUAAAUGAGAAGAUGCGAGCAUUACAAGAACUCAUACCCAACUGCAAUAAGGUGGACAAAGCUUCAAUGCUUGAUGAGGCCAUUGAGUAUCUGAAGACUCUUCAGCUUCAAGUACAGAUUAUGUCGAUGGGAACAGGGAUGUAUAUGCCUCCAAUGAUGCUACCUACCGGAAUGCAACGUAUGCCUGGACAACACAUGCCGCACUUCCCACACAUGGGUGUUGGGAUGGGAAUGGGAAUGGGCAUGGGUUUUGGGAUGGGAAUACUCGAUAUGGGCAGCGCUUCUUCGAUGAUGCAGGUGCCUCCAAUGCAUAACAUGCAGUUCCCUUGCCCACCUCUUCCGGGACACAAUAAUUUUCCCACCAUGCCUGGAUCUAACCUUCAGAUGUUUGGGCACCCUGGUCGAGGGAUACCCAUGCCAAUGCCACAUCCAUCCUAUGCCCCUCCAUCUGAAGGCCCUUACGCAAAAUCGGUUCCGGUGCCUGAUGUCCCGAGAACUGCUACUCCUGCUGAAAUUCCAGGACCAGCAUCCACGUCAAGUUCCAAGGACAUUAACUUACAAGUAAUUCAGAAUGCAAACGUCGAAAGCCAGCAGAACCCAAAGUCUCAGCAGGACCAAGAAGCAGGAGAUGGGUUUAAGCUGUCCACUCUGGCUCAAAGAAGCGAUCAAAGUCCGCCUGUGGUGGCAACUGAGAAAUCUACUCUUCCAACAGGAAUGGGACCUUAGCUGUUUGAAUAGUGUAUGGGUUAUUGAUGGUUGGUUUGGUAGAAAAGCUUCAAUUGACAACUAGUUACGUCUGAGAAGAAGAAGAAGAAGUGGCAUAUAGAUACAUACGAGCAGUCUGCUUCUUAUUCCAUUCAUUCGUUUUGAUCUUUGUUAUAGAGCUGACUUAAAUUGUCAGGGUGACUCCACUCUCUAGAGAUGGAGAACUCAACUAGAAGUUCCUCCCAUAAACAUAUGCAUUCCAGUGUCUGUUGUAUCACUACUAUUCUAUACUAACUCCUAUAAGAAUUUUGCUGAGCUGAAAGCGGGUUGUGUUGUCUGCUGCCUUUUUCUUCAUAUUUUUGCCUUUUGUUGUAUAUUCAGUUGCCAGACCCAUUAUGUAUGUAUGAGUGUCUGAGUUGAUCUCUAAUAUGGAAAUCUAUUAAUAGUUGAAGCUGUGCUUCAUUAUCCCUGCCACUCUAAACAUUAGUUUUGAGCAAUAAAAGCUUUUCUUGUU
Papaver somniferum (opium poppy) is the source of this 3206-nucleotide messenger RNA. Its product is annotated as transcription factor PHYTOCHROME INTERACTING FACTOR-LIKE 15-like. The record is from RefSeq and is a predicted model, not a curated record. Gene Ontology annotation, molecular function: DNA-binding transcription factor activity; protein dimerization activity. Bases 494 to 2713 code for a protein of 739 amino acids. The transcript has 7 exons. Gene Ontology annotation, biological process: regulation of DNA-templated transcription. NCBI's taxonomy places the organism in Eukaryota, Viridiplantae, Streptophyta, Magnoliopsida, Ranunculales, Papaveraceae.